Molecule: messenger RNA, 1731 nt
Organism: Ceraceosorus guamensis
Lineage: Eukaryota; Fungi; Basidiomycota; Exobasidiomycetes; Ceraceosorales; Ceraceosoraceae
Product: putative sulfate adenylyltransferase
Exons: 3
Coding region: 1-1731 (576 amino acids)
Biological process (GO): sulfur amino acid metabolic process
Cellular component (GO): cytoplasm
Molecular function (GO): ATP binding; adenylylsulfate kinase activity; sulfate adenylyltransferase (ATP) activity
Source: RefSeq, a predicted model, not a curated record
AUGGCCAAUCCUCCGCACGGUGGUGUCCUCAAGGACCUCGUUGUCCGGGACACUCCCAUUCAGGCUCAGUUGCUUGCAGAGACCAAGUCGCUGCCCGACAUUAUCCUGACCGAGCGACAAUUGUGCGAUCUCGAGCUCAUCAUCAAUGGCGGCUUCUCACCUCUGGAGGGCUUCUUAAACCAGGCAGACUACCAGUCCGUGCUGGACAACAUGCGCCUCACCAACGGCGCACUGUGGCCCAUGCCGAUCACGCUUGAUGUUAGCAAGGAUCAAGCUGAGGCUCUCAAAAUUCAGGCUGGUGCUCGCGUCACUCUGCGCGACCCCAGAGAUGACAAUCCCAUCGCUAUCCUGACGGUGUCGGACUUGUACCCUGCCAAGAAGCAAGAGGAGGCCGCCAAGGUGUUUGGCAAGGAUGACCGCGCUCACCCUGCCGUCGCUUACCUGCACGACAACGUCAAGGAACUCUACGUUGGAGGAGCAGUCCAAGCGAUCUCUAGACCUCGCUACUACGACUACGUCGAGCUGCGCUACACUCCUGCUGAGCUUCGUCUGCACUUCCAAAAGGUUGCGUGGAGGAAAGUCGUCGCUUUCCAAACCAGAAAUCCCAUGCACAGAGCUCAUAGAGAGCUGACUGUGCGCGCUUCUCGUCAAAGGCAAGCCAAUGUUCUCAUCCACCCCGUCGUCGGUAUGACCAAGCCAGGAGACGUGGACCACUACACCCGGGUGCGAGUCUACCAAUCCCUGAUGCCUCGCUACCCCAAGGGAAUGGCUCAUCUGGCUCUGCUGCCCUUGGCCAUGCGAAUGGGUGGCCCACGCGAAGCUCUUUGGCACGCCAUCAUUCGCAAGAAUUUCGGCGUCACUCACUUCAUCGUUGGCCGCGACCACGCAGGUCCCGGAAAGGACAGUAGUGGCAAAGACUUCUAUGGGCCCUACGAUGCGCAGACUCUGGUCACCCAAUUCAAGGACGAGCUUGGCAUCGAGAUGGUUCCUUUCCAACAGAUGACCUAUUUGCCGGCUUCGGACGAGUACCAGCCAGUCGAUGAAGUUGCAGCUGGCACACAAACGCUCGACAUUUCGGGCACGGAGCUGCGUCGAAGGCUGCGCAACGGAGCGCCCAUUCCCGAUUGGUUCAGCUACGAGUCGGUCGUCAAGACGCUUAGGGAAAGCUACCCCCCCAAGGCACAGCAAGGUUUCACAGUGUUCAUCACUGGACUCUACAACUCGGGCAAGGAUGAUCUUGCUCGUGCUCUGCAGGUCAAGCUCAACGAGCAAGGCGGAAGAAGCGUGUCCUUGCUUCUCGGCGAGACGGUCAGGUCCGAGCUCUCUUCUGAGCUUGGCUUCAGUCAAGAGGAUCGCCACAAGAACAUUCAGAGGAUUGCCUUUGUUGCCGCUGAGCUUACGCGUGCCGGCGCAGCGGUGAUUGCAGCUCCGAUUGCGCCGUUCGAAGCGUCUCGCAAGCUCGCGAAGGAGACCGUGCAGAAGACGGGAGGUGCGGGCAACUUUUUCCUCGUUCACGUCUCUACGCCACUCCAAGUUGCCGAGCAGACGGACAGGAAGGGCAUCUACGCAAAGGCGAGAGCAGGGCAGAUCAAGGGAUUCACUGGUGUCGAUGACCCUUACGAGGAGCCAACCAACGCCGACCUGACCCUCGACCUCUCUCAAAUGACCAUUGCUGAGGGAGUCCACGCCACCAUUCUGACCUUGGAAAGCGACGGCUUGCUCCAAGUGUAA